Didymella exigua CBS 183.55 is the source of this 1407-nucleotide messenger RNA. RefSeq names its product amidase signature enzyme. The transcript has 4 exons. NCBI's taxonomy places the organism in Eukaryota, Fungi, Ascomycota, Dothideomycetes, Pleosporales, Didymellaceae. Bases 1 to 1407 code for a protein of 468 amino acids. The record is from RefSeq and is a predicted model, not a curated record.
AUGGCAAUCGCGAGUGGACAAGCCUUAUUGCAUAAUAGCGUGGAGGUUGUUACAGCAUUCUGCAAACGCGCAUCCAUUGCACAUCAAGCUACCAACUGCCUAACGGAGAUCUUAUUCGAGGAGGCGCUUGCUAGAGCAUACGAAUGCGAUACCUACCUCAAAACGCACGGCCGUCCAAUCGGACCUCUUCACGGUCUGCCAAUCAGUCUGAAAGACAGCUUCAAUGUCUCCUUCAUUGCCAAUGCGCCAGCGAGUAGCAACUCCGUGGUAGUGCAGAUAUUAUUUGACGCUGGCGCAGUAUUCUACGUCAAGACAAACAUCCCGCAAACCAUGAUGACAGCAGACAGCCACAACAACGUCGUUGGGCGCACACUGAAUCCACACAAGCUCACACUGACUGCGGGAGGCAGUACUGGAGGUGAAGCGGCCCUGAUUGCCAUGAAGGGUAGCGUGCUGGGCCUUGCGACGGAUAUAGCAGGAAGCAACAGAAUUCCUGCGCUUUGCUGUGGGAUUACGAGUAUCAAGCCAAGCGCGAGCCGUGUACCUUUCUCAGGUGGAGUAACACCUGGCAGACUGGGAAGUCCAGGUCAAAUCCUGCCUGUGAUCGGACCCUGCGGGCGAACAAUUCGGGACUACGAGCUCUUCCUUCGAACGGUCAUUUCCUCGCAACCAUGGCGCCUGGAUCCCAUGGUCCUCAACAUUCCCUGGCGAGCCCCAGAUUUCAGUCUCAAAGACAAGAAGUUGCGAUUCGGACUGAUCCACAGCACUCUGUCCCGCCCUCUUCACCCACCAAUCGCACGUGCACUGCACUCCGCCGCUACCAGCUUGAAAGCCGCAGGUCAUCCGAUCGUCCUAUUCGAUAACAAGAUCGGCGAUAUGUACGCCGACGUCGAACUCGCCUGGAAAUACUCCAUGCUCGACCCCUGGUCCACACCACUCAAGCACGUGCACGCGUCAGGCGAACCACGCAUUCCCUCGCUAUCCAUCUCCGGCUGGCCCGAACUCAAAACCUGGAAACCGAGUUUAGAAGCACUAUGGGGCAUGAACGUCCAGCGGGCGGGUGUGUUGAAGAAAUAUCAGUCUCUGAUGGUCGACGAGGAUCUGGAUGCGCUGUUGAUGCCCGGGUAUCAGGCUGUUGCGCCUAAGCAUGAUACCUAUGGCUUACCGAUCUAUACGACGCUGGCCAAUUGGCUGGAUUAUCCUGCGGGGAUACUGACGCAUGGAUGGGCGGAGAGGAAGGCUGAUAAACAGUUUUUGAGGGAGGGCGUGGUGUAUGAUCCGCCUUAUGAUCCCGAGGCAGCGGAAGGGAUGCCAGCGCAUGUGCAGAUUGUAGGGAAGCCAUUUAUGGAUAAGGAGUUGUUGGGAAUUAUGAAGGUGGUGGAAAUAGUGCUGGAGAAGAGCGCAUGA